CCCUCGCCCGCGCAGACGGGAGCAGCCGCCCGGCGCGGAGGAGAGGGCGUGCGGUGCCGCGGGACCAUGAGGACGUCCCCGGGCUGGGGCUGGCUCCUGCUCCCAGUUUGCAGGGCUUUGGUCGCCCCCAGGGAGGUGAGCGGGCGGCUGGGCGAGACGCUCUCCCUCCAGUGCUGGUACGCCAGGGGCUACGAGGGCUACAACAAGUACUGGUGCCGCGGGGCCUCGCGGGACUCCUGCCGCAAGGUCGUCGAGACGGCGGGGCCCGACGCGCCCCGGCAGCGCGGCCGCGUCUCCAUCACCGACAACCGCGUCUUCUGCGUGAUCCUGCUGACCGUAGAGCGCCUCGCCGAGGAGGACGCCGGGAGCUACUGGUGCGGGGUCGAGAGGCUGGGCAGGGACCUCAUGGAGCCCGUCAGGGUGGUGGUCUUGCCAGGGCCAGCUGCAGUCCCCAGCUCCCAGCAGGACUUUGUCAACACGGCUCCAUCAGCUACCUCGGCAGCCCUCCCCACCACCCCAACGGCGUGGACGCCCGUGGUCUCCACCGUCACGGCCAGGAUGGAGCUUCCCAACGCCACCAGCACGGCCGCCCCAGGCUCUCCCGGGCCAGCCCGGACCAUCGUGGUGCCCAGCGUAGUGCUGGGGUCCCUGCUGGCUGCCGUGGGCUCUGCCGCGCUCGUCUGGACCCUCGCCGGGAGGAGGAAGGAAGCCCAGCAGAGCCCCCCCGGAGAGGUGCCACCCCCUUACAGCAACGCCAACGCAGUCGCCGUGGUGGAGGGGCCCCCCGGCACCCCGGGGCUCGGCCACCUCUACGGCGCAUCCCCGGCGGAGCCGGCCCGCCCCCGCUGA
Messenger RNA from Dromaius novaehollandiae (emu), 849 nucleotides. RefSeq names its product CMRF35-like molecule 2. Gene Ontology annotation, molecular function: transmembrane signaling receptor activity. Gene Ontology annotation, cellular component: plasma membrane. NCBI's taxonomy places the organism in Eukaryota, Metazoa, Chordata, Aves, Casuariiformes, Dromaiidae. The record is from RefSeq and is a predicted model, not a curated record. Bases 67 to 849 code for a protein of 260 amino acids. The transcript is spliced from 6 exons.